Alosa alosa (allis shad) is the source of this 5805-nucleotide messenger RNA. It is a transcript of the gene fam135a, whose product is annotated as family with sequence similarity 135 member A. The transcript is spliced from 22 exons. Bases 459 to 4787 code for a protein of 1442 amino acids. Lineage: Eukaryota; Metazoa; Chordata; Actinopteri; Clupeiformes; Clupeidae. The record is from RefSeq and is a predicted model, not a curated record.
AAAUCAGUGGCAGUGGCAGACCAGUCGAGGAAAGCAUUCGGGAUGCGAACCCGAUACUGAUCAUGUUUCAGAGUAGUUGUGUCUGGAAAGGUCUAUUCAUUUCGCUUAAUGUCGGGUAGACUGUCAUUUAUCAUAUGUGCGUGAUUGUCAGUAACACAAUUUAGCAUAAGAAAUUCUCAAAACGGUGCUAUUAGCCAGAUUGCUACAGCGGUAUGCGGUGAAAAGAAACACCCGGGUGUGACGGAUAUUGAGCAAUUCAUCCUCACAAAUCAAGCCUGGUGCCUUGGCCUUUCCGUUAAAGCGGGUUCUUUGAAGAGGGCAUUCCAACAACUUAGAAUGUUUCUACAAAAGAAAAGUGCGCUGCUGUUCGGAAAAGCGCCUUGUCGCAAAUGAUGUGAGCUUUGGCCCACCACCACCUCCACCACCACCGCUACCGUCGCCUGCAGCCCCCCUCCAACAUGAGUGAGGUCCAGGCCACCGUAGAGUUCUCUGUGGAGCUUCACAAGUUCUACAAUGUGGAUCUGUUUCAGAGAGGAUUCUACCAGCUCCGCGCCAGUCUGAAGGUACCGCCGCGGGUCCCUCACAGAGUGGAGGCCAGCCUGCUCCAUCCCUCAGGGUCAGACUUGGCCUUCCCCGCCAGCGUUCAAGAUGAUGUCAUCUGCAGCAAGACCUUCCAGAUUCUCUACAAGAACGAGGAGAUAGUGGUCAACGACGUGCUUAUUUUCAAGGUCAUGAUGCUUCUGGACGAGAGGAAGGUGGAGGACUCCCUAAAUGAUAUGGACUUCCAGCUCAUUCUGGAGCUGCACUUCACAGAUGGUGACUACUCGCCUGAGGACCCUGGGACCCUGCAAAGCAUCAGCAGCCGGACACUGCGCUUGCACUUUAGCCUGCAGCGAGGCAUCCAUCAGCAUAUCAACGUCAUGUUCGACUAUUUCCACCUGUCCGUCAUCUCCGCGGUGGUGCACGCCUCCCUGGUGGCCCUGCACCAGCCCCUUAUCAGCUUUCCCCGGCAUGUGAAGAGUACAUGGCUGAACCGAAACGCGCCGGCACAGAGCAAAGACUCCCUCAUCCCCCCUCUGGAGAAUGUGGUGUUUGGCAGCAGCUAUGUCAAGCAGUUAUCCCCUGAUGGGAAGACGUUCCUGGUGUCUGAUCACUGCCUGCAGCACGCCUUCAACCUGCACCAGAGCUUGUGUGCCAGCCUGCUGCUGGCCUACCAGGGUCUCUUCUCCUACUUCUCCACCGUCACCAAGGACCUGCCCUCCUCCCACCGCAUGGAGCUAGCCAAGCCCAGCAUGCAAGUCCUUUAUGAAAGAGUUCUCAGAAGACCUUACCCCCGCGGCCAAAGGCACGUCACCAUAGAGAAACUUGACGUGGAGGCCCGUCUCACCGAACUUUGUGACCAAGUGAAGAAGAGAGCAGAGAGUCCAGAUGAGUUGGCGGAGCUGGUGAACAUGAACCUGGCCCAGCUGUGCUCUCUGCUCAUGGCGCUGUGGGGUCAGUUCCUGGAGGUGGUGUCCCUGCACGAGAGCAUCGCCGCCCUGCUGGCCAUGGACCAUCACACGCUAAGGGUCCGAAGAUUUGCUGAGGCUUUCUUUUGCCUGGAACAUCCGCGCCAAACCGCGCUCGCCUACCAGGAACUGCACGCUCACAGCCACCAACAGAUGACUGCCGCCAUUAAAAGCUCCUCCUACUUCCUGUCACUGCCGCCACUGCCUGUCGAGUGUGCCGACCUGGACGGAGAUGUCAAUUCGCUGCCAAUCAUCUUUGAGGACCGCUACCUCGACUCGGUCAAGGAGGAUCGUGACGGCCCUUGGCUAGGGAUGCCUAACGCCCGUAGAGGGUCCGUAUCAGGGAGGUUGGACCGGUCCAGCUCGCGGGACAUGAGUGGUGCCAGUGGCACAGGUCUCCUGAGCCCGACCCCCGAGCCGCGGCACGGCGCCCUGGACACCACCUGGCCCGAGCCCACGGCCGAGCUGCAGCCGCUCAAGUGCAAGGCCAAGUCCAUCAAGCUGAAGAAGAACACCAAGACGGAGAACUCCAAGAAGCUGGUGCGCCAGAGCUCCAAGGACUUGGUCAUCCUCACCGGCUACAAGCACCUGAAGCUGCCACCCUCACACUCCUCUGCCGCCGAGCCCCUGGCCAAGCCCCCCCGGGAGUGGUCAGCGUCGACAGCGGGGGAGGGUGUUGGUGGACGAGAUGGGGAGGAGAGAGAAGGUCACCACCACCACCACCACCACCACCUCCUCCCUGGGGACGGCAGAAACAGUUCCCGGAUCAGCGUCAAACACGCUCCCACGCUGCCCGACCCGGCGGGGGAGGCCGAGUGCCAAACGGACGGCGGCUGCCUAAGGGACGACUUCACCAACCUGCUGCGGCCCGCGGCGGGCGCCCACGGCAGGCCCCAGGCAGGUCCUGGAGCCGCAGCCCCAGUGGCGGGCGCGGAGGGCGGAGUGGCCGUGCCCCGUGGUGAGGCGCCGCCGCCCGCAGCAGCAGCAGCAGCAGCAGGGGGCCACAGCGGGGGCCUCCGGCACAUUGAUGUGAAGCCCAGCGACAAGGACCCCUACCAGGGCGAGAAGGUCACCGUGCUCUCACCGGGCCGGCUAGCGGGGCUGCUGCCAGAGAUCACACAGUCGCACUGCAGCCCUGAGGUCCAGCCCUCGCAAGGCGGUGGGGUGGAGGGGGCAGCGGCGGCAUCAUCAGAAGCAGCAGCAGCAGCAGCAGGCGAGGGCGGUGGUCCAGCACUGGGCGCUAAGAGCGACUGCAUCCAGCUGCCCGGUGGACCUUCGUCACGCCUCUCGGACUCGGGCAUCGAGAGCGAGCCCAGCUCGGCCACACAGCUGGCACCGGGGCCGCAGGCGAAGGCCGACACCACGGAGCCCGUCUGGGUCCCCCAGCAGCAGCAGCCGGCGUCGGAGAAGCCGCCCAGGCCUGUGUCCACCGUCAGGCCACUGCAGGCGCUCACAGCGGGAGCCAAGGGCCCUGACGGAGGAGGAGGAGGCGGCCUCUGCCCAGAGACGACGAGCGGCGUGAGUGACGUCCAGUCCUCGCUUACGUCCAUCACCUCGCUCCCGUCCGACGAAGAGCCCGAGAGCGAGCCCGUCGGGAGGAAGUCCAGCGUGCUGGUGCAGGAGCAGAGCCUGGUGUUCUCGGCCGACCCUGACCCCUGGGAGCCGGUCAGCAGCAGCGCUCACGCCCCCAACAACCCCCUGUGCCCUGCCACCACCACCGCCCAGCGCUCCACCCUGGCCAGUCUGGGGGACGAGUCUGUGUUCCUGGACUCGCCUUCGACCGGCGCCCCCUGUGGGGCUGCAGCAGCAGAACCGUCUGCAUCUGCGUCAGCGUCCACUGCCGCGGGAGGGGCCCAGUCCAGCGCCUCAGGCACCAGCAGUACGGACAUGGUGAAGCGCGGCCUGGUGGAGAACCACUUCGGCUCGCGCUCCAGCACCGACGUGUCCGAGAUCAGCCCCGUCGAGUCGUCCGCGGUCACUCUGGGCGUCCGACCUUCUGGCCUGUCCGCCACCUCCACCACCACCCUCGUCCCCGCAGCGGCUGCCGGAGCCAACGAGGAGGACGAGGGCGAUGAUGAAGAGGAGCCGGAACACGACAUCGAGAACGGUUACUACGAGGAGACGGACGCCCCGGCCUACGUCAACGGGAUGGAGGGGGCGGAGGAGAGCGGCGAGGAGGGGAGGAGCCUGCUCUAUGACCAGGUGGGAUUGGAGAACCUGCCGGAGACGGGCAGCUCCCUGCACCAACCGCCCGUCUGCUGUCGGGCUGUUGUCCCGCCCCUCACCACCACCACCAGCAGCAGCAUGCGCUGGUAUGAGAACGUCCCUGAAGCUCACAUGAAUGCGUUUGUGCAGGCCAAAGAGGAGCUGAAGCUGCUGAAGCUGCCGGGCUUCCUGUACAGUGAGGUGGCGGAGCUGGCCUCCACCAUGCCCUACUUCAGCCUGGAGGAGGACGACAGCACCGACGAGGGCGUCCACCUGGUGGUCUGUGUCCACGGCCUGGACGGAAACAGCGCAGACUUGCGCCUGGUGAAGACCUACCUGGAGCUGGGAUUGCCUGGCUCUCACAUAGAAUUCCUCAUGUCCGAACGCAAUCAGAAUGACACCUUUGCUGAUUUUGAAUCAAUGACUGACCGGCUGUUGGAUGAAAUUGUGCAGUAUAUUCAGAUCUACAAUUUAACUGUCUCAAAAAUCAGCUUCGUGGGUCACUCCCUGGGGAACCUGAUCGUGCGCUCGGUGCUGACAAGGCCCAGGUUUAAGUGUUACCUGAGCCGGCUGCACACCUUCCUGUCUCUGUCGGGCCCUCACCUGGGCACGCUGUACAACAGCUCUGCCCUGGUCAACACAGGCCUGUGGUUCAUGCAGAAGUGGAAGAAGUCGGGUUCUCUUCUCCAGCUGACCUGCCGGGAUCACUCAGACCCACGCCAAACCUUCCUGUACAAGCUCAGCAAGAAAGCAGGGCUCCAGUACUUUAGGAACGUGGUACUGGUGGGCUCUCUGCAGGACCGCUACGUCCCCUAUCACUCAGCUCGCAUUGAGAUGUGCAAAACCGCCUUAAAGGACAAGCAGACAGGUCCGGUAUAUGCCGAGAUGAUUGAAAACCUGCUGCUGCCCGUGCUUCAGAACAAAGAGUGCAACCUGGUGCGCUACGAUGUCAUCCACGCACUGCCCAACACCGCCAAUUCGCUGAUCGGCCGAGCAGCACACAUUGCCGUGCUGGACUCAGAGAUCUUCUUGGAGAAGUUCUUCCUGGUCGCUGGCCUCAAGUUCUUUCAGUAGAGAUUGUUUGGAGGUGGGAAGGAGGCAGGACUUCGAGUUGUUACCUCACAGCACAGCACCCUAAACAAAAAGACAUUCAGCGCAAGUCACAUAAUUUUUUUUAUAAUUUUUUUUUUUUAAGUAUGGUAUUUUCUUUUUUGUUUCCUUGUAGGAGGCAAAAAGAAAACAAAUGACAGUAUAUCAGUGUUUCUGUUUCUUAAACUGUUUUGUUGUUUUAUCUUUCAAUAGUUGGUGCAUUGUGAAUGUGGAAUUCUCAUUUUUAUUUUUCUACUGCCAUUUUUCUUUUUUUUUAAUGGAUGAUUUUAAUCAUUUUAAAGUACUGUCAAGGUAAUGCUAUGGUCUCUUCAUUUUAUUGUGGUAUUUUCAGUGUUAUUUAUGUAUAAUUAUAUUUUGCCAGUUUUGUUCCACAUUUUUUUUAUUCAAUUACUCAAGGUUAUUGCUGAACUGGAAAUGUAGCUGCUAAACACAUAAAAUAUUUAUUUUGCGGGAGGUGAACCAAGUCUGCUCUGUACAUCACAGAGAGGACCCAUUUCACUCAAAACAAAUUAUUUCACUUUUUUUUAUUAUUUUUCAUCAGACUGCAGACAAAGAGAGUGAGAGUAGAUUUUUUAUGACACUCGUCAUUUUUACUACUCACGUUUUUUACAAUCCAUUUUUUACAUCACAAAAGACAUGCUUCCAGAUGAAUUCAGAUGAUUAUUGAUUGUAGCUUCGAAGCAGCAGUCUGGAGCUGAGCUAUGGUGUUUUCGACACCGUCGCUCCGAGCAGCUGCUGCUUCACGCACAACACUAACCCAGCCUGGUGUUGGGGGAGAGACCCUUGAAUUUGGAGCAUGGUAACUAUUUCACUACAGGGAUCAUCGGGUAACAAUAGGCCAAGUGUCAGAUCUUUCAUACAGCACAAAGUGAUCAAACAAAAUGGUUUAUGGAAAGUAUUUAUGUUUGGUAUCUGGGGUGAAAAUUUAUUUAUGCUUGUAAACGAGAAAAUGGUAUUUUAAAUAAAAGAAAUAAAUUUCUCA